AUGUCCAUAAAAUCACGAGAACUUGGUCUCUGUUUAGUAUGUAAUGAUGUUGCUGUUGGUAUUAAUUUUGGUAUACCAACAUGUAUGCCAUGUAAAGCAUUUUUUCGACGAAAUGCAGUUAAACUUGGCACAACUGAUUUCGUUUGUCAAGAAGAUGGCGACUGCCCAAUAACAUGCGAUUCUCGUCGUAUGUGUAAUUGUUGUCGGUUGGCAAAAUGUUUUCGUGUUGGUAUGCAGAAAUCCUUGAUUUUAUCGGAUGCUGAAAAAUUAGCAAGAAGAGAACUUAUUCAGAAAAAUCGACAAAAACGUGCAGAAUUAAUGAAAACACAAAAUUCAAGUCUAAUUCUAGUCUCAGAUCUAUGUGCUUUGGGACAUCGGCAACCAACAUAUUUAUCGUCAUCUGAUCAAACUCUUCUCACUAAUAUCUUUAGUACAUACGAGCUUAUUUAUGAAAAGAAAACCCGAUGUCAAUAUGAAUUAUUUCCUUCUCUAGCACAUACUAGCGUACAUUCGUUUUUCAAUGAAUAUGAAGAACGACACAAAAUACUAAUUGAUUAUUUUAAGAAUAUACCUGAAUUCUCUAACUUGAUCGUCGAUGAUAAAAUACGUUUAAUUCGAAAUCAUUUUGGAAUAAUGAUUACUAUUAAUGAAUUAAUGCUUAGUAGAACUAUGCAUGACAAUUUGUCAGCUUCACUAAAAAAUAUAUUUGGCAUUCAUUUGGCGACGAACACCAUACGAGGUUCCGAGAGAAUACUCAGUUACAUACAUGAUCCAGUGUUACUCAAACUGGUUCUUAUCGUUCUGACUUUAUCGAGUAGCAUUAAUAAAUAUCGUGAUGAUACAGAUAUUGAUCGUAUUUUUGACAAUAGUUUAGCAAUAUUUGCUGGUCAAAAUAUUUAUGUUGAGCUAUUGUGGAGAUAUCUUGUAUCAAGAUUAUCGACAGAACAAAAUACAGUGAAAUUUUUCAAUAAACUUGUAUUAGAUCUACUUUUUAUUCAACUCGCUUGCUUUAACGUCGAACGUUACAUGAGCAAUCUACAAGAUGAAGUCGAUCAAAUGAAACCAUUGAUGCAAAGUAUGUGGCCUAAAUCAAAAAAACUAGAUGAACUGGAUUACGAUGAAGAUAUGUGUAUGAAAAAUAACCCAUAG
Molecule: messenger RNA, 1149 nt
Organism: Rotaria socialis
Lineage: Eukaryota; Metazoa; Rotifera; Eurotatoria; Philodinida; Philodinidae
Source: the annotation of a GenBank genome assembly